Molecule: messenger RNA, 983 nt
Organism: Rhinopithecus roxellana (golden snub-nosed monkey)
Lineage: Eukaryota; Metazoa; Chordata; Mammalia; Primates; Cercopithecidae
Product: EP300-interacting inhibitor of differentiation 1
Exons: 1
Coding region: 10-576 (188 amino acids)
Biological process (GO): negative regulation of DNA-templated transcription
Cellular component (GO): nucleoplasm
Molecular function (GO): transcription corepressor activity
Source: RefSeq, a predicted model, not a curated record
GUUUGCAUAAUGUCGGAAAUGGCCGAGUUGUCCGAGCUAUAUGAAGAGAGCAGUGACCUGCAAAUGGAUGUGAUGCCUGGCGAAGGUGACCUACCGCAGAUGGAGGUAGGCAGCGGGAGCCGGGAGCUAUCCCUGCGUCCCUCCCGCAACGGGGCCCCGCCACUGCUCGAGGAGGAAGGCCCAAUGGAGGAGGAGGCGGCCCAGCCAAUGGCGGCGCCAGAGGGGAAACGGAGCCUUGCUAACGGGCCCAACGCUGGGGAGCAGCCAGGCCAGGUGGCGGGCGCAGACUUCGAGAGCGAGGACGAGGGCGAGGAAUUUGAUGACUGGGAGGACGACUACGACUAUCCCGAAGAGGAGCAGCUUAGUGGUGCCGGCUACAGAGUAUCAGCCGCUCUUGAAGAAGCCGACAAGAUGUUUCUGAGAACAAGAGAAGCAGCCCUGGAUGGCGGGUUUCAGAUGCAUUAUGAGAAGACCCCGUUUGAUCAGUUAGCUUUUAUCGAAGAGCUUUUUUCACUGAUGGUUGUCAAUCGUCUGACCGAAGAACUCGGCUGUGAUGAGAUUAUUGAUAGAGAGUAGUUACAUGCUGUUAAAAGAGGAGGAAACUACUUGAGGAGGGACCCAACUUUCCGCUAUCUUUUGGGUUCAUUCCAAAUAGUUUUGUGCCAUUGAAAAACUUGACCUUCAAAAAAAUUUGUUUUUCAGAAUAGAAGACAAUAGGACAGUGACUGCACAGUUGUGAAAAAGGAGGAGAAUCAUUAAAGAAAAAGAAAAAAAGAUUUUAAGACCGUUGAAAUCUCUUAUCAAGAAUGUCCUAAAACACCUAUGGCUUUGACUUUGUUACUGAUCCAGAUUAUUUUCCUUGCAUUGGGGAAAAUAUCUUUCAUAUUUGUUUGCUGUAAAGAUGGUUUUGCAAGAAUAAGUCAUGACCAAGACAAACUGCCAAUACAAGAGCCCACUGAUAUUAAUUAUAUAAUGAGAAAAAA